Molecule: messenger RNA, 1311 nt
Organism: Aspergillus pseudoviridinutans
Lineage: Eukaryota; Fungi; Ascomycota; Eurotiomycetes; Eurotiales; Aspergillaceae
Exons: 1
Coding region: 1-1311 (436 amino acids)
Source: RefSeq, a predicted model, not a curated record
AUGCUCAACAUCGCAUAUAGCCUGACACCUUCUUUGGUGGGCGAUAGGCUCUCUUGCGAGAAGAUCGCAUUAAGUCCAUCCCGAGAGACAUACACCAAGACAGAGCCCCGCCAUGUGCAGCGUACGCUUGCAGUCAUCAAACAAGUCUGUGGAGGCUUCGGCACGGGCUAUUGUGACAGUUGGGUGAUGGCUGAGGAGAAUAUCAUAACCAUAAUGGCCAACGCCGCUGCUGCCCACCAGUCACACCAUCCGAUGGUACCGAUAUCGAAGAAGAGAGCAGAUAUCCACAAUGCCGCGGCGGAGAUGGUUGCACUCAUGCGCGACGCCGUUUCUGAUGCUGUCGAGUUUCACCUUUCUCGUAUCUCGUCUCAUCUUUUCGCUGCUUCCGUGAAGCUCACUUGGCACCCGCUGAAAAAUAAUUGCCAGACAUUUUGCAACCUUCUCCUCCAAGCGAAGCACUUUAACACCGUCCACCCACCCUUCGUCACAUCGGGAAAUCAGCUACCUGGCUUCGGCGACCUAGAAAGCCCGUAUCUGCACUCCUUCGCCUCCUCAACUCACUUUCCACUAUUCGCCGAACAGAAAGACUUGGACAAAGCCUUACGCCACUCAGACGUCGGCGCGUAUAUGUCCUCCUUCCACAACACCGCGGACCUUGUUUCUUUCGCGUUUGGGCGGAAAAUCAUUUUCGACUUCAGAACCCCCCACUUCGAGGACCCGGUCCUCUGCAAGCAAUGCGUGAGCUGCGACCACAAACUGCCCCAAUCGUCCGCUUUCGAGGAACUGGCCGACCUCAUACGCCUCUCGGAUCAUGUCCUCGAUGACCCUUUCGGGGCGGUGACUCUCCUGGCCUGUCACUUGGAUCGCCCGCGCCCGCUCUAUGUCGACAAGAAGGGCUGGGCCUGGCACGGAAGCGAGAGCCAACGGCGGAGAAGGUGGGCCGAGAACCGGAUCCACGUUCUUGCUGCUCUGAAUGUGUUCCUGUCUUUCACAAAGUCUGUCUUCAUUGCAUCCUACCUCCUUGUCCAGGGCAAACCCAAGGAGGAAGUGCGAUUCCGCGUCGCCGAUAGCAACGUUGCUGGCAGGGCUGUUUACAAGACAGCACGGGAGGACUGUCUGGAUUGGUCGGAUGAUUGGGAAAUGCAACCGGUUCGGUUGCCCAGUGGGAGUGUGCGCCGCAGGUUGCAGGCGACCCUUGUGUGGGCGAUGUCUUCUGGAUCUGCAGGGCGUGCUACGUGGAGACAAUGCCCCUGCCGGUACUGCGGAAUGAAUGACGAUCAACUAGAUGAAAUCUGUGGACGAGGUGGCUAA